This is a messenger RNA of Petromyzon marinus (sea lamprey), 4162 nucleotides long. Its product is annotated as metalloproteinase inhibitor 4-like. Gene Ontology annotation, biological process: negative regulation of endopeptidase activity; negative regulation of membrane protein ectodomain proteolysis. The record is from RefSeq and is a predicted model, not a curated record. Gene Ontology annotation, molecular function: metalloendopeptidase inhibitor activity; protease binding. Gene Ontology annotation, cellular component: extracellular matrix. Lineage: Eukaryota; Metazoa; Chordata; Hyperoartia; Petromyzontiformes; Petromyzontidae.
GUGAACACCACCGCUCACCACUUGGCAGUAGCAUCGCCAUCAGCAAGCAGCAGCAGUAACGGCAUCACCUCGACCCUGGAUUAAAUUCGCCACUCUGUGGCCACAGCGCCCUCUAGCGCCGGCCGCAUUGAACUACAGCUCUCCCGGUUCCUGUGCCCGAGACCCGUUAUUUGUCUGGCUGCGCAGGGGAAGAAAGAGAAGUCUGGAUCGUGAAGCUACAUCCUUCGUCAGCGAUGUCAGCCCCCGGCGGAGGGAUGCGCCUGGUCCUGUGGGGCCUCCUCGUGUUCAUCAUGGCCAACGCGCUGGGCCCCAGGGCCGUGCAGGGCUGCUCCUGUGCUCCGUCGCACCCGCAGCAGGCGUUCUGUGCAGCGCACCUGGUUACACGUGCCAGGGUGGUGGGUGAGGCGGUGGUGGCCGGCCCAGAGGGAUCGGCGAGCACCCAGUACGAAAUAUCCCUGCUCCAGGUGUUCAAAGGCCCAGGAGUGCCGGGCGACGCCACGCACCUUUACACGAACCGCGAGGGCUACCUGUGUGGCGCAAAGCUCAAGACGGACACUGAGUACCUGCUGGCAGCGCGCCGAGUCGAGGAUAGGCUGCGAAUCUCCCUGUGCGACCUCGCCAAGCCUUGGGCGAGCGUGAGCGCUGCUCAGGCAGAGAACCUGGCCGGGGAGUAUGGGCGCGGCUGCGGUGUCUGCUCGAUCAAACUCUGCUACGCGAGCGAGUGUGACCGCUCGGUUCCGGGCGAGUGCACCGGCUCCUACCACGACAUGUUCGGGCUGGACGGGCGCCGCCUGUCCGAGGAGCAUGCGUGCCUGCAGACCGAACCACGUCCCGGUCCCAGCCCCGGUCCUGGCACCUGCCAAUGGGUGCAGGGCCGCUUGCCCAACAACACCGUCGCCGUUGUCGUCACCACCAGCACCGCGGAGGCCACGGAUCACGUUCCGGCGACUUGGGAUAAUUCGGCGGGGCAGUAAACACCUGGUCGCAUAUACAGCCUGCCGCGCAUACCAGUGUUACCACCGCAGUAGUAUUAUAGACUUGCCAACGCUACUGAUCUUAAUAUUAUAACACGCAUUGAUGUGCUCUGCUCACGACAGCAGGGAGGCACGGCUCCCAUCAUGCCGUGCAAGGCCAUGAGAUCACCACACCGCAUGUCCAGACCACCGACCUGAACAGAGCUAAACGUUUGGCUGUAUUAUGGACAAGGCUGAGAGCAUUGUACGUGCAAUCUGGUGAGCACAUGCAUGCCAAGGCAGGAUGGGAGACGUGACUUCAUGCUAUUGUGAGCAGCACACCUUUGUGGGUGUUUUCUUCUGUUGACAGCCUGCACGCAUUAUUUCUGUUUGGAUGGAUUUUCUCAUUAUUUACAAAAUGUGUUGGAUUUGAACUCCCGAUUUAACCAGCAGGCUGCUGAUUUUUAAACUCUUUUAACCACAUGGACGCUGGGAAAAGUAGGCCAAACACCCUCUAGAGUAUCUCUCAAGCUGCCACGUAUGGAGGCCCUUCUGCCGGCAGUGGUGUCAGCAAGUGAGGUUCAAGGCUGCACCUUUACGGUUCAAUUAUUUUAAAAGCUUAUGACACUGCUGCUGUAUAAAAAAUGUUUGGAAAAAUAAUAAAUUCUCGAUGCGAUUUUAGCUUUGAAGAUCGGUUGUGCAGGAUCGAGGGAUUACAAAUCAGCAGCUUUACCACUUAAAUCCGUGGUGUUGGCAAGUAAAGUAUGUAUUGGGUGAACCCAAACGAUGGCAUCGUUAUUUAUUUAACUAGGGAAAAUGCUGAAACGUAGAAAGUUGCCUGUCAUUGACUUAAAGCUUUCGUGACUGCAGGAACUAAUAUUCUUUGGGUCUUUCAGUGAAGUCACGUAGAUAGGUUCAAAGAAAAUAAAACAAACUACGUUUCGAUCGAAACACAAGCGUUCGUCAUCAUCUUCAUCAUCUUCCUGAUGACGAAUGCUUCCGUUGGGAUCGAAACGUCGGUAGUUUUUUGUUAUUUUCCUUGAACCUAUCUACGCGACUUUACCGAAAGACCCCAAGAAAAUUGCCUGUCAUUGUUUAGUUUUCGCGUGGCGUUAAUUAUUGAGACUGCAGACUAAGCUGUGUGCGUUGGAAGGAAGCCUUUUUGGGCCGCUACGUUUGCGUUGAAGACGUGAGGUCUUCGUGGCAUUGCUUCAGCCUGACACGUCCCAGCUGAUGGCCCGCUCUCUCGCGUUGCACAACCACGCCGAUUCGUGGAUGACCUCGAUCCCAACAAAUUUACCUUUGGCCACACCCUUCGGAUUUUCAUCCGCGUCCAGUCGCGAGUGAAACUUUUCCACGCGUCCCACGGAAAAAAAAAACCCAUUUUCACUCCGACCACUACUUGCGAUACGUACAGGCGUUGCUUAAUUUCUCACUCGACAUUUUCCGGAACGCUAAUCGGCUGGCUUGGGUGUAGGGAUUAUCGGCAUAAGGCAAUACCGCUCGGGUAAAAGGUACACCUAUCAAUAUUAUAUUAUUAUGCCCUAUAUUCAUUUAACGAUAUGGGCAGGUUUAGAACCAAAUGAGGAGACAUGGAUGUGACGCACCAAAAUAAUUCUCGGAGCAAUGUUCCGGCUGACAUUAAGCACUGCAUACGAUACUUAUAAAAUAGAAAUGUUUAACUCUUACAAAACAUUAUUUAUCAUACGUACUAAGGUUGUUAAGGGUCAUUGUCACCAUUUUUUUAAUGCCUAUAAAAUAGCCACUCAAGUGUUUGUUCACAGUGGAUGACUGCUUGGCAUUGUCACAAUCCCUCGAAAAGUACCGAUGCCAAAGGACUUGCAGAGGGCAGUACAGCCUGAGAAACGUCACUCUUCCCAAGCGCUCGCACGAAAAUGCCUUUGUCGAUAUAUAAUCUCACGUUCAUAUUCGAAUGCGGAUUUGAAUGCGGAGAUAUGUGUAUUUAAAUCAAGAGGGCAGAGGCCUGCUCUGGCAACACUGCUGGCGAGGUUGGUGGGUGGAUGUCAAACUCAACCAUAAACCAACACUGCCACAACCCUCACCGUGACCCUUCACCCUGCCGUGUUUAAAAACACCGCCGCGGCAACAUUCACAUAUACCAUCACCACUUAUAAACUAAACUCCACGAUGCACAUCUAAAACGUCACUAGUCACCUCUUACAUUUCUUUCGACUUUCACAUCCAGUUCUAUGGCAAUUCCGCGAGCACCUCCGCCUCCCCAAAACCAUUUCCGAUCGUGCCGAGGUCGCUGGUAGGUGAAAAUAAAACGACUCUAACACGCUGGGCAAGAAGUCUUUAGGUUUACGUUCUCAGGAAUAUGAUUUUGUCCAAAUUUGAAGCACGUCUGUAGCCGAUGUUGUCACUUCUGUCGAUGGUCGUCGUCGUAUGAGCUGUGCGAUUGCGCUUACUUAACGCGUCGAUAUGUUUGGCGUAAAAAAAAACCGAGGGUUUACUAAACGGGGCACGGAGUAAUUUUACUAAGGGCGCUGCGGUGGCGAGAUGUUAACUCUCUCGCCUGGUUUACAGGAGAUCGUGGGUUGGAUCCCGACCCUGACGCCUGUUGUAUAUUUGGAGUUUGCAUCUUUUCCCCAUUUAGAAACAUGCGUUUAGAGUAUUUGACUGAUAUAAAUUUCCACGUGAUAAGCCACUUCGUUGAGCUAUCAUGUGGCCAGGUCGCUUCUAAAAAAAGAGCUACAGAGCUCCGUGGGCCUUAUCACCGAAUAGUUGUCGGAUCACUGGUGGCAUAUACAACCAGAAGACACACAGCAAGGUUGCUAAAAUAUUUUCUGUGUCAAGACUGGAGCAGGCGGCUCGUGAUUGGCAAACUACAGCCAGGGUAAGAGGAACGGUGGACGCGGUUGUACCGGGUGCGGAAAUUCUCCUAUUGCCGACAUGGACAGACGCGGCUGAAAUUAAGCCCCUGGGUGUAACAUUCAAGAGAUGUAUAAGCACUUGCGGUCAAACGCCAUUCAAUUUCAAACAGCACUUUAAACUGGACCUCAUAUGGGAGGCAACUUGUACGCGCGCAACAUUAGUUUCCAUAGUGCAAUUUAAAUGCCGCUUUAGAUUUCAAGUAGCGAAUAAGCAUGCAGUGUUACGGUUUUCAUCGUAGGGCAUUUAAAUGGUAACUCUGGAUCAUAGCAGGCUUGCACAUAAUAAAGGCCACUACUGUAUGUUGUGCCAGUGUU